Aaosphaeria arxii CBS 175.79 is the source of this 2460-nucleotide messenger RNA. RefSeq names its product MFS general substrate transporter. The transcript has 6 exons. Gene Ontology annotation, biological process: transmembrane transport. The coding region runs from base 187 to 2241 and encodes 684 amino acids. Gene Ontology annotation, molecular function: transmembrane transporter activity. NCBI's taxonomy places the organism in Eukaryota, Fungi, Ascomycota, Dothideomycetes, Pleosporales. The record is from RefSeq and is a predicted model, not a curated record.
CCUCAAUCUUGCAUCCCGCUCGAGUGAUCACCGUAGGGUUGUUGGUUCCAUAACAGUGACUAAUCAUAGACCCUGAAUUGGAGGUGACUGCCAAUAACGAUUAUAUUAACCUGGUGUGCAUCGCGGCAUUGCGCAACGAUUGAUCGUGUGUAAUUUUCCGCUCUACCUCGAUACCAAUUGCCCAAGAUGGACGAAGAGGAUUACAAUGUUCUCCGCAACCAAUACAGCGCGGAGCCUCAGAGGUACCAAGAAUGGGAUCAGAACAUGGAGAUGCGGACUAGGAGGUUGCAAUCGCAACAGGCAUCUUCCCGAACAGUGCCUGGGAGUUCGACACAGCCGAUUGAUGAGCAAGAUGCGACUGGCAAAGAGGAGGCUCAUGAGCCCCUAUCCAGAAUGUCCAGCUCUUCAUCUACAUCUUCAAGCUCAACCACCCCCUCCUCCGCCGCAGCCCAGGCCUCUCAGUUGGAAGAAAUCCGCACCCAUCCACCACGCGAUGCUUCAAUAAUGAACAGACGAGCGACAGCGACGAGUACGUCCGGAUCGAUGCUUGCACGCCAUCCGACAGAGCGACACCCCGAAGCCAUUCGUAGAAUUGAAACCCAUCGAUCGCAGCAUCAAGCCACCGUAGGUGCGGUCAUGACGCGGCGAGCCACAUCACGGGCUUCAAGGCCGCUACCCUCUCUUGGUGCUAACAAGCCUUAUCCGCCCUUGCUGCCGGAUAGAGAAGAGUACGUUGUAGAAUUCGAUGGUGUCGAUGAUCCUCUCCACGCACAGAACUGGCCGCUACGGAAAAAGCUUGGAAUUGGUGCAAUAUUAGCAUUCGAUGCUCUCGCUGCAACGAUGGGGAGUAGUAUCUUCAGUGCAGCGAUCAGGCCUGUCAGCAAGCAGUUCCACGUCGAUCCCGAGGUCGGCACUUUAGGAACUUCGUUUUUCGUUUUUGGCUAUGCUUUUGGUCCUCUGGCUUGGGCUCCACUCUCCGAGCUUUACGGUCGCAGGGCACCCAUAAUAAUCGCCGCUUUUGGAUUUUCGGUUUUUAGCAUCGCAGUCGCUGUUGGCAAAGAUAUUCAGACUAUUCUGAUAUGUCGCUUCUUCGCGGGUUUAUUCGGUUCCUGUCCCCUCGCCGUCGUAGCCGCCGUAUUCGCCGAUAUGUUCAACAAUACUGUACGAGGUUUAGCCAUUGCCGUAUUCUCAGUCACCGUAUUCAUGGGGCCCCUACUUGCUCCAUGCAUCGGUGGAUUCAUAGUGACCAGUCACCUUGGUUGGCGAUGGACGGAAUAUAUAUCGAGCAUCAUGGGCUGGUUGGCUUUUGUCCUUCUCUUACUUUUCCUCGAAGAAACAUAUCCGCCGGUGGUUCUUGUCGAAAAGGCCGCCGAACUGCGACGCAGGACGAAGAAUUGGGGUAUCCACGCGAAGCAGGAGGAAAUUGAAGUCGACUUCAGAGAGCUUUUGGUUAAGAACGUCUCCAGGCCAAUGCGAAUUCUCUUUACGGAACCGAUCGUUUUACUUAUUACGCUCUACAUGUCUUUCAUUUACGGCCUACUAUAUCUAUUGUUGACGGCGUAUGCACUUGUCUUUGAGGGGAAGUACGGAUGGACACCCGGACAAUCAGGCCUUGCAUAUUUCGGCUUGGUCGUUGGAGAAAUGAUUGCCUUCGCAUAUGUUUGGCUCGACAAUCCACGUUACGCCAGAAAGCUUCAAGCCAACAAUAACAUCCCGGUUCCCGAAUGGAGACUACCUGUGGCUAUGGUUGGAGGUGUUCUUUUCGCUAUUGGUCUUUUCUGGUUUGGAUGGAGCGGUUAUACGGGACGGACCUUUUGGGUUGCUCCCGUCUUCUCGGGACUAUUCAUUGGCUUCGGCAUCUUCUCGAUUUUCUUGAGCUUGCUAAACUAUCUCGUCGACGCGUACUUGAUGUUUGCAGCGUCCGCAAUUGCGGCCAAUACGUUCAUGAGAUCUAUUUUUGGAGGAGUCUUCCCACUAUUCGCGACAUACAUGUUCAAUGGCAUGGGAAUAGAGUGGGCUUCCACACUGCUGGGUAUUGUGGCACUCCUGCUCGUUCCUAUGCCCAUAAUUUUCUAUCUCUAUGGCAAGAAGAUCAGAGCCAAAUCCAACUUUGCACCUGCACCGGACCUGAAGCAAGAUAAGAUGAGGGAUGAAGAAGCCCGGUUGGCGAAUGAUGAUGCGACAAGCUCUGCAGGAAGCCAGAAUACAGAGGCAAGGGAGAAGAGGGAGGACCAUGUCUAACCUGUGUCCUUCAAUUCGAUGAGCGCAGUACUUAAUGUCUCAAUACAUCGUUGUUGCAUCGUGUAAUAAGGUAUAUCAUUGGAAGUAUAUAUCAUAUAAUGUCUAACCGAAAAUAUUGGAAAUGAGACCACGUUCAUACAUUUACCGUAGAUCUUUGAACAGUGAAGAUUUACAAGACAUAUUAUGGUCAUUUCAUUAAUAAAGGUCAUCGCGCAAUGG